AUGUCACUCAAUAGGGGCACAUUUCCACCCCAUCAACAACCUUUGGGGGUUCUUGCCAUCCGGCUUUCGUCAGAAGAUCAUGAGAUUGUUUCAAUGGAAGUCUGUGAUCAAUUUUCUGACAGUGAACAUUUUAAAGAUGCACUUAGAAAUUUUGCUAUCAAACACAAUUUUAACUUUACAUUCAUCAAAAAUGACAAGCAAAGAGUGACUGUCAAGUGCGCUGCUGAAGGUUGUGAAUGGCGUGUACAUGCGUCCAUGGAAGCAUGUGUCAUUGGUUUCAAGACCGGAUGUAGGCCAUUGCUGUACCUGGAUGGAACUCACUUGCUUGGUAAGUACGGGGGCACUUUGUUAGGUGCAACGGGGAAAGAUGGGAACGAUGGUUUCUUUCAUGUAGCAUUUGCAAUCCUUGGAGAUACUAUAUACGAUGAUGACGAAUAUGUGAAAAUUAUUACAUUUAUAUCUGAUAGGUCCAAGGGCCUUAUCAAUGCUGUCGCGAAGGUAUUACCUUCCUCACCGCAUGCAUAUUGUUUACGCCACUUGGAAGCAAACUUCAUGAAAGCAAAUGUCAGACUUGGCAAGUCAUUGAAAGAACGGUGUUGGUCUAUAUUAUCAAGAAUUGCGUUUUCAUGUGCUGAAAAAGAAUUCGAUGACGAUGUUGCCAAUCUGUUAAACACAUCGACUGAUGCACAUCAAUGGUUGAUGCAGAAAUCCGAUCUGGCACACUGGGCGAACUACAUGUUCAAAGGUGAUAGAUGGGUGGAGAUGUACUCAAACGUGGCGGAGUCGUAUAAUGCAUGGAUAAAAGAGGCACGCCAUCUCCCUGUCACAAACAUGGUAGACUCAAUAAGGUUUAAGCUGAUGGGCAUGUUGUGUCAUCAACGUGAACAAUCUCAAAGAUGGGAGAGACGUCUAUGUCCUGUUAUUCAUCGAAAGAUUGAGGAACUUGUUGAAGAGUCUCGCAACCUACUGGUCGGCCGUUCCGACGGUGACCAUUUUGAAGUAGUUGACCAAAAGAACUACUGCAUCAAUUUGAACGCUUGGACAUGCUCAUGUUGUAUGUGGCAGGUGUAUGGCAUUCCAUGCAAACAUGCAUGUGCGGCAAUAUUGCAGACAGACACAAAUAUUCAUCGAUAUAUCGAUGACUACUUCACAGUGGACUCUUACCGACAAGCAUAUGCAGAAGCCAUAUUUUCAGUACCAGAUGAUAUCAACAGCGAACUACUUGUGCGCCCUCCAAUCACCAAGAAGCCAGUUGGUCGGCCAAGACGGAAGCGUCUAGAGUCACAACCAUCAAGCGUUCAUGAAUUACGAUGCAGCCGUUGCCAUGAUGCUGGUCAUAACUGUAGAUCCUGUAAUGUAUCGAUAGCUGACUAA
This is a messenger RNA of Dioscorea cayenensis subsp. rotundata (Guinea yam), 1374 nucleotides long. RefSeq lists its product as uncharacterized. The record is from RefSeq and is a predicted model, not a curated record. NCBI's taxonomy places the organism in Eukaryota, Viridiplantae, Streptophyta, Magnoliopsida, Dioscoreales, Dioscoreaceae. The transcript is spliced from 4 exons. Bases 1 to 1374 code for a protein of 457 amino acids. Gene Ontology annotation, molecular function: zinc ion binding.